AUGUCUUAUGAGACCUAUUUGGUUGGUAUCGUUCCGUUAUAUUUGCUGAAGAAGUGGAACAACAGAAUAUCGUCGCAUAUCAUCCCAUUUGCCAAUGAGUUGGAGGGCAGGGGUAGUGAGAGGGCAUCCCUUUCCUCAAACGCUGUCAUUCAAGUUCUUCUGCAAUUCGGUGGAGGAGUUCUGUUGGCAACUGUUUUCACACAUCUAUUGCCCGAAAUCAAAGAGCAUUACGAAGAC
Medioppia subpectinata is the source of this 237-nucleotide messenger RNA. NCBI's taxonomy places the organism in Eukaryota, Metazoa, Arthropoda, Arachnida, Sarcoptiformes, Oppiidae. The record is from the annotation of a GenBank genome assembly.